CCCUGUACCCGUAAACAGAAAAAGCGCACAGCGCUAUCUAGAUAGGUUGGUACGAAUGACAGUAGUAGGUGGCAGCGAGAACUGUCACCGACGGAUGAGGAAGGAAGAGGAGAAGGGAAAGGGAAGAAGAGGAUUUGUUUACGUUCACAAAUAAAAGUUUGAACUCGCACGGAGUAGUCGCGUUUGCCCUCAAGUUUUGCGCCGCGUUUAAUUUCACCCCGUUCGAUCUGCUACAGUGGAAAACAAUUCCCCCCGGUGAUUAAUCACCCAUCCCCGCUAGUGCUCACCGCGAACCCGUCCCGCAGUGCCCAGCUGAUCGUCAAUCUUCCAGCACAGUUCGGUGUGUGCCCCCCAAAAGUGCGCCACGCUGAAAUCGUCCGAUUGGACGUCUCCCACCGGAAAACGAACCCGAACGGUGAUAAGAUCACCUGGCCCGCCGUGUGUUGCCCCCGAUCCCGCCCCCGCAGAAGUGUCCCCCAUCAUUUUGGUGCCGUGACCAGGAUAUCUCCUGGUGCGCCACGUCCCGUCCCGAAACACAACGUAGGACUUUGGAGGUUAGAUAACCUCACUUCGUGGAUCACGAGGUCGCACGUUUCUCGCACGUGCUGUCUGCUGCACUGCUCGUGCGCCGUGCCUGCCGCGCCGGAAGUCAUCGUUUGGAGUGGCUGAUUUGAUUUUUACAAGGCCUCAUUCCCAAGAGGUACCAGCCUCGUCCAUUCGUCCACGUGUGCCGCCCCGGAAGUGGCCGUGAUGUCGGCGGCUGAGAAGAAGAUCCGUCAGUUCGAGACGCGGCUGAAGGUGGUGAACGAGUCACUGGCGCGAGUGAAGCAGUUCCUGGACAGCUACGCGGAGGAGCAGAUAAGUGAAGUUCCCCUCCGGUUGGGCAGAUUGGAGAAAACGCUCGAGACGUUUGAGUCGGUGAUGGCGCAGUACGAGCAGUUGGACGACACCGACGUGUUCGAGAAGGGCUGCUUGCAGCAGCGUGCAACCGUGGAAGAGCUGUACUUCAAGUGCAAAGCACGCCUGCUCGAGAAACUGCCUCCUGAGGAACCAAGACCCCCCGCGCCCAACCCUGAAACGAGUCGCCCUGCGCUGCUGUCUGGCCUGUCGAACGUGAAGCUCCCGACAAUCACGCUCCCGGAGUUCGACGGCGACUACAGCAAGUGGCUCACGUUCCACGACACGUUCCUCUCCCUGAUCCACUCGUCGAGUGAGAUCUCGUGCGUGCAGAAGUUCCACUACCUCCGGUCGUCACUUUUCGGAGAAGCUGCUGGCAAGGUCGCGAACCUGGAAAUCUCCGCGAAGGGAUACGCCAUCGCAUGGGAGACCCUCACCAAGUACUACAACGACAAGAACCUUCUGCGGAAGAAGCACAUCCGGACGCUGUUGAAGUACCCCAAGAUCCCCAACGACUCCGUUGAAGCACUGCACCGGAUUGUCGACGAUUUCCAGUGCCACACGCAGACCUUGAAGCAGCUUGGGGAACCGAUCGAGCAGAUGAGCUCGAUCCUGAUCGAGCUGCUGGAGGACAAGUUGGACGACGCUUCGCUGAGUGCGUGGGAGGAAUCGAUCGGCCAGAAGGAGGAGCAGUCAACUUUCAGCGCGAUGAUCGAGUUCCUGCAGAGGCGCGCACGAGUGCGCGAGACGAUCCAGAUCAACCGUCCGCAGCAGGUCGCACCGAAGUCCGGAAGCCACAAUCCCGCGCCCAAGAAGCCGUUCCAGACCCGCGUCAACUCGAACGCCGCAGUAGAAACCCCGCCCAAGACCUUCCCGCUGUGCCCCGCCUGCGACAAACAAAAGCACUCGAUAAUGGACUGCGCUGCGUUCAACGGCAUGAACGUUUCGGAGCGCAUGAGGGUGGUCACGGACAAGAGGCUCUGCAGUAACUGCUUCCGAAGCGACCACUUUGCCCGGAACUGUCGCUCGAAGUACCACUGCAAGCACUGCAACAAGCGCCACCACUCGAUGAUCCAUCCCGGCCCCGGAUUGCAGGACACGAACCCCAUCGUAGCCACCCCCGCAAUGAACCCCGCUCCCGUGAACGCCGCAACAAAGUCGAGCAGCGCCAGCGUGCUGCUGUCGACCGUGGUGCUCGCUGUUUUGGACAGCUACGGCAAAGAACACCUCGCCCGUGCCCUGCUGGAUACCGGAUCCCAGCCCAACGUGAUGAGCGAACACCUGUGCCAGCAACUUCACCUGUUCCGCAAGGUUGCGAACGUCCCCAUCUCUGGUGUUGACAGCACGAUCACGAACGCCAAGCACAUGGUCCGCACCGAGGUCAGAUCCCGUGUCAGCCGUUUCGCGGAGACUUUGGACUUUCUCGUGCUCCGCAAGGUGACCUGUGAGACGCCGCCCGUUACCAUUCCGAUCGCCCAGUGGAAGAUUCCGGAGCACCUGGCACUUGCUGAUCCGGAGUUCAACGUGUCGCGCAAGGUCGACAUGAUCAUCGGAGCUGCUCACUUCUACUCGUUCCUGCUCGAAGGCCGGAUCCGUCUGGCUGGCCCAGUCCCCCUGCUUGUCGAGUCCGUGUUUGGAUGGAUUGCGACGGGCUCAGUAGAGGUCAGCAACGAAGCGGAGCAGCAACCUACGGUAUCCUGUCAUGUGGCGACAGUGGAAUCCGUGGACAAGAUGCUGGAGCGGUUCUGGGCUCUCGAGGAGGUCGGCGUUUCGAACUACUCGGUCGACGAACACAAAUGCGAAGCUCACUUCAAGGAGACGGUUGCGCGCGACGAGAGCGGACGGUACGUGGUCAAGCUGCCGAAACACCCCGACUUCCAGCAGAUGAUCGGCGCGUCGAAGACGAACGCUGUCCGCAGAUUCCGGUGGCUGGAGCAGAAGCUGGAGAAACAACCUGAGCUCAAGCCGCAGUACCACGAGUUCAUGCAGGAGUACCUGACCCUGGGCCACAUGCACGCUGUUCCCGACGACGCCGAAGACGAAACUUCCCGAGCAUGCUAUUUGCCCCACCAUCCCGUGAUCAAGGAACAGAGCUCGACGACUAAAGUGCGCGUUGUAUUCGACGGUUCCGCCAAGACCAGCGCGGGACACUCCCUCAACGAUGCGCUUCUAGUCGGACCCGUGGUGCAGGACGAGCUCCUGGACACUGUGCUGCGCUUCCGGAAGUUCCCCAUCGCCUUAGUAGCCGACAUCGAGAAAAUGUACCGCCAGGUGGCGGUGCACCCUGAAGACCGUCCGUACCAGCGGAUUGUUUGGAGAUUCGACCCGGAGCAACCCAUUACCACGUACGAGCUGGCCACGGUGACGUACGGUUUAGCACCAUCGUCCUUCUUGGCCACGAGAACUUUGCUUCAGCUGGCAGACGACGAAGGCGCGCAGUUCCCCCAGGCCAGCGCGGCCAUCAAGAAGCACAUGUACGUGGACGACUUCAUCGGCGGAGCGUACACCGUAGACGACGCGAUACUGCUGCGCUCCGAUCUCUGCAAGCUGCUGCUGAAGGGAGGAUUCCAGCUGCGUAAGUGGUGUUCCAACUCGCUCGCCGUCCUGGCGGACAUUCCCAGCGAGCUCCUUGGAACGCAGUCGUCGUUGCAGUUCGACCCCGAAGAAACGAUCAAAACCCUUGGCAUCAGCUGGGAGCCCGAAGCUGACGUGUUCCGGUUCGUUGUCUCGGUCGUCUGGGACCUGUCCCCCACCAAGCGCAACAUCCUCUCCGUAAUCGCCCAGCUGUACGACCCCCUCGGUCUGAUCGCUCCCGUCGUCGUACUCGCCAAGAUCGUCCUGCAGGAGCUGUGGUACUUGGCACUGGAGUGGGACGCGUUGGUCCCCCCGGAGUUGCGCACAAGAUGGUUCGACUUUUGUGAAGGGCUUUCGCACCUGACCAACUUCCGCAUCGACCGCUACGCCUUCGCCCGCAAAUGCUGCUACGCCGAGCUCCAUUUCUUCUCGGAUGCGUCCGAGGUGGCCUACGGAGCAGUUGUCUACGUGCGCUCGGAGUCGCCGGACGGCAAGAUCAAGGUGAGCUUGCUAACAUCGAAGUCGAAGGUGGCCCCCCUCAAGAAGCGAAGCAUACCCCGCCUGGAACUUUGCGCAUUCUUUCUCGCCGCGCAAAUGUACGUGAGAGUCGUCGAAGCCCUGGACGUGAAGUUUGAAGACGUGUACUUCUGGACCGACUCGGAGGUGGUUCUGCAGUGGCUGAAGUCGGCGCCCCGAAGGUGGAAACCCUUCGUCGCGAAUCGCAUCUCGGAGAUCCAGAUCAUCACCCACGGCGCAAAGUGCCUGCACGUCGCCGGCAUGGAGAACCCUGCGGAUCUGGUGUCCCGCGGAAUGCCGGCGGAGAAGCUCGUCAACAGCCCCAAGUGGAAGUUCGGUGCCUCCUGGUUGGGCAAGCACAAGCCGUUGUGGCCCCCGCAGCGCGACCUCAAAGGUGCGCUCCCCAUCGAAGAGCAGACGGAGAAACCCGUUCUGGUUGUACAAACCGCCCCGCCCAACCGUGUCUUCACCAUCUUCUUCUCGUACCGACGCAUGCUGAACGCAGUGGGACUCGCCUUGCGUUUUGCGUCCAACUUUCGCAAGCCCGGCAAGCGGAACACGGACCGAGUUCUGUCGGUCGUCGAGCUGGAAGCCGCCAAGGUCGCACUCGUCAAGAUCGUCCAAGCCGAGACGUUCCCGGAGGAGCUCAAGCUGCUGCGGAAAGGCCGACCUAUCGCACCAAAAUCCCCUCUGCGCCUGCUCAACCCAUUCUUGGAUCAAGCUGGUGUGAUACGCGUUGGUGGCCGGUUGUGCCUUUCCGACGAGCCGUACGCAGUGAAGCACCCGAUGGUCAUCCCUGGCUUCCACCCAUUCACGCGGCUGAUGCUGACGUUCUACCACUUGAAGGUGAUCCACGGUGGCAUCACAAUGACCCUCGCCAGCGUCCGAGAUGAGUUCUGGCCGUUGAACGGCCGCCGCGCGGUGCGCAACGUGAUCCGCCGCUGUUACAGAUGCUGUCGAGCGAACCCCCAACCCAUCCAGCAGCCGAUCGGUCAGCUGCCCGUCGCCAGAGUCACCGCCAACGAAGCUUUCACCUGCACCGGCGUCGAUUUCUGCGGGCCGCUGUAUUUGAAACCUACGCACCGUCGCGCCGCGUCCCGCAAGUGCUACGUCGCCGUCUUCAUCUGCCUGAGCACGAAGGCCGUCCACCUGGAGCUUGUCAACGAUCUGUCCACGGCAGCGUUCCUGAUGGCUUUGACCCGGUUCACCUGGAGAAGAAGCAAGCCGAGUCACAUCUAUUCCGACAACGGGACCAACUUCAUCGGAGCCAAGAACGUGCUUCACCAGCUGUACCAGAUGCUGCAGCCGGGACCCGAAAGCGACAAGAUCGCCAAGCACCUGGCGGACGACGGCAUCCAGUGGCACCUGAUCCCCCCCCGCGCUCCCAACUUCGGCGGUCUCUGGGAGGCUGCUGUGAAGGUGGCCAAGAAGCAUCUCGUCCGGCAGCUCGGAAACUCACUGCUGUCCUUCGAGGAGCUGACCACGGUGCUCACUGCGAUCGAAGGCUGCAUGAACUCCCGUCCCCUUACCCGACUGUCGGAGGAUCCCAACGAUCUGUCCGCGCUCACCCCGGCUCACUUCUUGGUGAAGAAUAUGAUCCGCCCGCUUCCCGAGCCGGACGUGCGCGACGUACCGCUGAACCGGCUGAACCAGUACCAGCGCAUCCAGGCCUACUCCCAGCGUUUUUGGCACCGCUGGCGGAACGAGUACCUGAAGGAGCUCCAGACGCAGUUCAGCAACAACCCCCGGCGCUACAAUCUGGAUGUCGGCUCUGUGGUCAUCAUCAAAGACGAACUGCUUCCACCUGCCCGCUGGCCGCUGGCCCGCGUCCUGGAAGUGCAUCCCGGACCCGAUGGUGUCACCCGUGUAGCCACUCUGCGAACCGCCGGAGGAAUCCUGAAGCGAGCCAUUUCGAAAAUCUGCCCCCUGGAGUGCGCAGACGAAGCCGAGGAUGAAAAGUGAUUUUUUCUUGAAAUUUAGUUUGUAGUUUUCUUAGCAAUAGUUUAUUUUGAAAAUGAAUUUUCAAGGUGGCCGGUAUCAUGUUGGGAAUCAAAAUCGAAUUGUCCCUGUACCCGUAAACAGAAAAAGCGCACAGCGCUAUCUAGAUAGGUUGGUACGAAUGACAGUAGUAGGUGGCAGCGAGAACUGUCACCGACGGAUGAGGAAGGAAGAGGAGAAGGGAAAGGGAAGAAGAGGAUUUGUUUACGUUCACAAAUAAAAGUUUGAACUCGCACGGAGUAGUCGCGUUUGCCCUCAAGUUUUGCGCCGCGUUUAAUUUCACCCCGUUCGAUCUGCUACAGUGGAAAACAAUUCCCCCCGGUGAUUAAUCACCCAUCCCCGCUAGUGCUCACCGCGAACCCGUCCCGCAGUGCCCAGCUGAUCGUCAAUCUUCCAGCACAGUUCGGUGUGUGCCCCCCAAAAGUGCGCCACGCUGAAAUCGUCCGAUUGGACGUCUCCCACCGGAAAACGAACCCGAACGGUGAUAAGAUCACCUGGCCCGCCGUGUGUUGCCCCCGAUCCCGCCCCCGCAGAA
Molecule: messenger RNA, 6520 nt
Organism: Culex pipiens pallens (northern house mosquito)
Lineage: Eukaryota; Metazoa; Arthropoda; Insecta; Diptera; Culicidae
Exons: 2
Coding region: 751-5949 (1732 amino acids)
Biological process (GO): DNA integration
Molecular function (GO): zinc ion binding; nucleic acid binding
Source: RefSeq, a predicted model, not a curated record